CUGUUGAUCAUCAGCUUCAAAACAUAUAAUAAUCCCCAAUUCCCAAUCCACUCUCUCCAAUUCCAUUGAGUUUAAUUGAAUUAAGAUCAUGGAGUUUGUUUCAAGCUGGUGCAACAAUGGAGUCUUACCUCCAAGUUAUGUGCACCCUUCGGAGACCAGACCUGGGAACCUAGUUGUUCCUCCAGGAACGUCCAUUCCAGUCAUUGAUUUCGCAGGUCAUGAUCGAAACCAAAUUAUUCAGAAAAUCCUGAAAGCUGGUGAAGAAUAUGGAUUCUUCCAGGUUAUAAAUCAUGGAGUUUCAGAAACAUUAAUGGAUGACACCAUGGAUGUUAUCAAGGAGUUUCAUGCAAUGUCUGGCAUGGAGAAACAAAGGGAAUGUUCCAAGGAUCCCAAUGGAAGCUGUAAGCUCUACACAAGCAGCCUUGACUACCCGGCCGAGGAUUUUCAUUAUUGGAGGGAUGCUUUAAUACACCCUUGCAAUCCUGCAGAAGAAUGCAUAAAAUUUUGGCCUGAAAAGCCAACCAGAUACAGGGAGGUUAUUGGGGCUUAUUCUGUUGAAAUGAGAAAGUUGAGUUCCAGGAUUUUGGAGAUAAUAUGUGAAGGAUUAGGGCUUGAAAAAGGGUAUUUCAGCAGUGAUCUUAGUGAAAACCCAAAAAUCAUAAUUAAUCAUUACCCGGUAUGUCCUGACCCCAGCCUGACCCUGGGAUUAUCCAAGCACAAGGACCCUACAGUCAUCUCCCUGGUCCUCCAAGGGCUCAUACCAGGGCUCCAAGUCCUCAAGGAUGGCCAAUGGAUUUCUGUUCAGCCUCAUCCUCAUGCAUUUGUUGUUAACAUAGGCUACUUGUUACAGAUCAUCAGCAAUGGUAAACUUAAUGGCGCGGAGCAUCGAGUAGUGACAAAUAGAAAUGCUGCAAGGACAACUAUUACAUACUUUGUUUUUCCCACCAACGAAAGCCUGAUAAAACCAGCAAAAGUACUUACCAAUGAACAGAAUCCUCCACUCUACAAGGAUUGCAAAUUCUCAGACUUCUUCACUGCCUUCUUGUCUAGGGCAGUUGAACCUUGCACUUGAUUGAGUCAGAAUUCAUAUUACAAUUAUGCAUUUUCGAAAUGUACUUUUCAUUUGUUUUGUUGGUCAUCUGAUUUUUUUAAUGCUUAUUGUAUGGAUUUUCAGUUCUUGUAUGUAAAAAGAGAAGCUAGUGAUGGCAUUGAGAGGGUUUUUAUUU
Messenger RNA from Rubroshorea leprosula, 1226 nucleotides. The record is from the annotation of a GenBank genome assembly. Lineage: Eukaryota; Viridiplantae; Streptophyta; Magnoliopsida; Malvales; Dipterocarpaceae.